Messenger RNA from Portunus trituberculatus (swimming crab), 1386 nucleotides. RefSeq lists its product as uncharacterized. NCBI's taxonomy places the organism in Eukaryota, Metazoa, Arthropoda, Malacostraca, Decapoda, Portunidae. The coding region runs from base 1 to 1386 and encodes 461 amino acids. The transcript has a single exon. The record is from RefSeq and is a predicted model, not a curated record.
AUGCUUUUAAGUCAGAUUGCAACCCAAUUUGACCCCUUGGGACUUGUCUGCCCUGUAACUUUAAAGGCAAAAUUGAUGUUGAGGCGUCUUGUCUGUCCAGAGGGUGAUGAAGAUGCAAAAUACGGUUGGGAUGAUGCAGUGUUGCCACAGAUUAGAAGUGAAUGGCUGGAUUAUUUCCAGAUGAUGUUUGAGUUAGAAACUCUAUGGUUUCCCAGAUGUGUUAGGGAAGCUGACCACGUUGGUAACCCUACAUUGGUCAUAUUUUCAGACGGGUCUACUAUAGCAUAUGGAGCUUGUGCUUACGUUAGAUGGGAAUAUCGUACAGGAAUGUUUAGCUCUAGACUUUUGAUGGCUAAGUCUAAACUUGCCCCGCUCAAGCAGUUAUCAGUCCCUCGAAUUGAACUUUGUGGAGCCCUACUUGCAGCUCGGAUGAGAGAGACCAUCACAAAGGAACUUAACUAUAACUUUGAAUCUGUAAUACAUAUUGUUGACUCUGCUAUUGUCCGGGCUCAGAUUCAGAAGGAGAGUUUCGGGUUUGGUACUUUUACAGCUACGAAAAUUGCCGAGAUUCAAAGUAAAACUAAUCCCGAGGAAUGGUGGUGGAUACCUAGGAAAGACAAUCCGGCGGACAUGACCACCAAACCUGCUAAACCUGUUGAUCUUGCUGAAGGAUCCAUUUGGCAAAUGGGGCCCGCCUUCCUGUCUCUCCCUAUCAGCAUGUGGCCUAUAAGGAAAGACCCUGUCUCGGAAUUACCUGAUAAAGUGGGCAUCUUCAUUUCUCACGCUGAUGCUGAUGUUACUACCACAGGUCUUUGCAAAUUGUUUGAUAUUUCUCGGUUCAAUAGCCAUGAGAAACUGAUAAGGGUUACCAGUCGUGUCAUACGGGCGAUCAGAUCCCGAUCUCUUAGAGAAUCACUUUUAACUCCAACUGUAGAAGAUCUUGCGAUCGCUGAAAUGUUGUGGGUGAAGGAAGUUCAAUCUGAACUUGAUCCUGAUUGGGAAACUAAGUACCGUAGGUUAGGGCCUACCAGAAAUGAAGCUGGGGUGAUUGUUGUCGGUCAGCGUAUCCCUAAAUGGUUAAAGAAUAACUAUGAUCAGGACGGAUUUAUUUUGCUUUCUCCUGAUCAUGACUUUACUAAGUUGUAUGUGGAAUCUAUGCAUCGUCUGGACCAUGCUGGCAUUGAAGUAACUUUAGCCAAGAUUCAAUCCAAGUUUUGGGUACCAAAGGUCCGGAACAUGAUCAAAUCUGUGAGGUACAAAUGCAUCACCUGUCGCAAACUGAGGAAAGAAAUAGUUGGUCAACUUAUGGGACAGCUGCCAGAAGAACGCCUCAAACCAUCUCCUCCGUUUACCUACACUGCCCUAGAUUUGUACGGCCCCUUUUAG